Messenger RNA from Paraglomus occultum, 987 nucleotides. The record is from the annotation of a GenBank genome assembly. Lineage: Eukaryota; Fungi; Glomeromycota; Glomeromycetes; Paraglomerales; Paraglomeraceae.
AUGGCUAGAGCCAACAAAACAUCAACUUCAGAUGCAUAUCCUGAAUGUGUUCAAGAAUUUAGUAUUGAGAUAGCUGAUUACAAUCCAAUUGCUCCAGCCGGCCAUAUGCCUUUACCAGAAACAAUACCAAAACGUAAUAAUGGAAAGCAGGCCAGUUUGAUUUUCGUCUUUGACGAAGCUCGCACAAUGAUUUCUCCCGAGUUCAAUUACUUCGUGCAUUUUUGCCGUGCUUUGCGGUGUAUUUCUGAAGAGGAAUUUGAUCUUCUCGUAACAACAGUAUAUCAGCAACUGUGCAACAAUAACAAAUGGCUUGAUGACAUACCCUCAGACUGGAAUGGGGUACCUGCGACACUUGAAGAUAUCAACCAUCCCUUUUGGCUGGCAUGUCUUGGACGGUCUCUUCAUGGAUCUUUCCUGCAAGCUACUAAAGAAAAUUGGGUUGUUUCAUUCCAUGCUUUAAUGAAUAUGUUGAAAAGCAAACUGCUAGGUUCAGCUUCUUCUACAUAUCUUAUGGAUCAGAGAAAGCUUUCCACAACUACAGCAUUAGCAGUCCUAGGCCCGCGAACAGCGAGACAUGUCUACAUGUGCUACCCAUCGGAACCACUCCUUGCAGAAGCGUCAGCACAACUCAUGAAUGAGACUGGAGCAAUGCGGAUGCUUUUGCCUCCACUUCUUUCUGCAGUGCAUUAUGGUUUGGUUGAGGGUGGCUAUCGAGGUGAGUUGGUGGCAUGUUGUAUCCUGCUGAUGGCAUGGGAUGAAACAUGCAAGAAACCGACAGGUUAUAAAGAAGCAAACAUGCAAUUUUCCCAGCCUCUCAGGGUGUGGGAUUAUCUGAUGACUCUUCUCGGGAAAGAUGGCAUGAAUCAAAUAGGAGGGAUCAACCAGAAAGAACACACUCGUUUCCUCAAUGGAUUCAUUUUCUUUAACCACUUUCUCUCGUUGCAGUACACUCCAAGCAAAAUGCAGCUUUUACAGUUAAUGAGGUGA